Molecule: messenger RNA, 2214 nt
Organism: Varanus komodoensis (Komodo dragon)
Lineage: Eukaryota; Metazoa; Chordata; Lepidosauria; Squamata; Varanidae
Gene: SERINC3
Product: serine incorporator 3
Exons: 10
Coding region: 138-1529 (463 amino acids)
Cellular component (GO): membrane
Source: RefSeq, a predicted model, not a curated record
GCGACCCUGAAGGGCGGUGAUAACAAUAACGCAGGCUGGAAUCGCCGCGGCGGCGGGUGGUCGAGGUUGGAGGGAGUCGACCGGAGGGAGACGGAAGUGGCCUGGGGGAAAGCGGAGGGUGAAGUUGUGAGCUCGCCAUGGGGGCCGUGUUGGGUGUCUGUUCUCUGGCCAGCUGGAUUCCCUGCCUCUGCAGUGGUGCAUCAUGUCUGCUGUGCCGAUGUUGUCCCAACAGCAAGAAUUCCACAGUGACGCGGCUUAUUUAUGCCUUCCUGCUUCUCCUCAGUACUCUUAUUUCAUGCAUAAUGCUGGCACCAGGAAUGGAAAGGCAGCUGCAAAAGAUCCCUAGAUUUUGUGAAGGCUUUGUGGACUGUGAUGCUUUGGUUGGAUACAGAGCAGUCUACCGAAUCAGUUUUGCCAUGGCGGUGUUUUUCUGUCUCUUUGCACUGCUUAUGAUACAAGUGAAAUCAAGUAAAGAUCCAAGGGCUGCUGUGCAUAAUGGGUUUUGGUUUUUCAAGAUAGCUGCAAUUGUUGGCAUCAUGGUUGGAGCAUUUUACAUUCCAGAAGGGCCUUUCACGACAGCAUUAUUUGCUAUUGGUGUUGCUGGUGCCUUCUGCUUCAUACUCAUCCAGCUGGUGCUGCUUAUAGAUUUUGCUCAUUCCUGGAAUGAAUCUUGGGUUGAACGAAUGGAAGAAGGGAACUCCAGAUGCUGGUAUGCUGCUCUACUGUCAUGCACAGGUUUCAACUAUAUCCUAUCAUUCGUUGCCAUUGUGCUCUUCUAUGUCUUCUACACAAAGCCUGAUGGUUGCAUUGAGAACAAAUUUUUUAUCAGCUUCAAUAUGCUUGUGUGCAUUGCUGUGUCUAUCAUGUCAGUACUUCCCAAAGUCCAGGAACAUCAGCCUCGUUCUGGCCUUCUCCAGUCAUCUGUCAUUACUCUCUAUACCAUGUAUCUCACUUGGUCAGCCAUGUCUAAUGAGCCAGAUCGUAGCUGCAACCCGAGCCUUCUGAACAUCAUCACCCAAAUAGCUUCACCUACUGCUAUCUCAGUCAAUGCAACUGAUGUCCCUCUUCUUCCUACUCCUACACCACAAAAAUCCCCACAGUGGUGGGAUGCUCAGAGCAUUGUUGGGCUUAUUAUCUUUGUACUUUGUCUCUUGUACUCCAGCAUCCGUUCUUCGAACUACAGCCAAGUGAACAAACUGACUCUGUCUGCAAGUGACAGUGUCAUUCUGGAUGAUGCUUCUGGUGCUGCUGCUGGUGAUGCAGAGGAUGGGGAACCCAGGCGGGUCUUGGACAAUGAGAAGGAUGGUGUCCAGUAUAGCUAUACUUUCUUCCACUUCAUGUUAUUUCUUGCCUCCCUUUAUAUCAUGAUGACUCUAACCAACUGGUACAGUCCUGAUGCUGAAACCAAAACACUGACAAGCAAGUGGCCAGCUGUUUGGGUGAAGAUCUCCUCAAGCUGGGUCUGUCUCCUCCUUUACGUCUGGACUUUAGUGGCACCUCUUAUCCUUACCAAUCGGGACUUCAGUUAAAUGAUAACUUCCCUGAAAGCAUGAAAAUAUGACGUUGUGCUCUGUUGAAAGCCAAAUGUUCUGUAUUGCUUCUUGGAGUCAAGGCUCCAGCCAUCUCUCCUGUAACAUACAGAUGAAUAGAAAGCUAACUUGUAUAAUGCUUGAUGCAAGAUCUACAGUAUGUACAUUUUGAUCCAUUUAAUUCAAAGCUAGCUUUACUAUUAAUCUACUACAGCUGUGCUGUUGAAAGUUUUGUUAAAAGCCUGUUGUGUAAACACCACACACUUAGAAGAAAGCUUAAUUAAGCUGAAAGUAAUAUAUUUUAAAGUUCUGAUGCUUCAGUAUAUGGAAAUGAAAGCCAUACUACAAGUCUGCAUUCCACAUCUGGAAAAUCUAUCCAGUGGCACUUUUUUAAUGGAUAAAAUUUGCUUUUCUCAGUAGAGAACAGCAUGUUAAAUGUAGUGCAUUAAAUGAAAAUUAGUAGCUUUUAGAUCACUGCACAAGGCAAAUUUUAUACAAAAUACUGUUGCAAACAUUAGCAUUUGCUAAUUAAUUUCUUAGUGUUUAAAUAUGCUUUAAGCAAGUUCUUGAAAUUAAGUACUGAAGUGCUGUUUUCUAGUAUGACCAAUGCUUGUAAAAGCCAGUACAUCACUUUCUCCAUCCUGGCAUUUAAUAUUUGCACUAUAAAAACAUUUUAUUAAAAGUC